Messenger RNA from Zeugodacus cucurbitae (melon fly), 1554 nucleotides. RefSeq names its product testis-specific serine/threonine-protein kinase 3. Gene Ontology annotation, biological process: protein phosphorylation; microtubule cytoskeleton organization; intracellular signal transduction. The record is from RefSeq and is a predicted model, not a curated record. Lineage: Eukaryota; Metazoa; Arthropoda; Insecta; Diptera; Tephritidae. Gene Ontology annotation, molecular function: tau-protein kinase activity; ATP binding; protein serine/threonine kinase activity. The transcript has 4 exons. Gene Ontology annotation, cellular component: cytoplasm. The coding region runs from base 347 to 1405 and encodes 352 amino acids.
AUAACAUUAUUUACACUUUCACAGAAAAGUUUUCAAAAAUCAUAAGAAAGUCAGAAAAAAAAUUUAAUAAAAUUUCAAAAUCUUACGUAAAAAAUUCAAAAUUUAUUAUAAACAUAAACCAUUUUUGAAACAUUAUCAAACUGCGUUAAUAAAAGCGCUGUAACAGCGAAUUCCUACGGAUUCUACAAAUCAAAUUAAAUCAUAACGAAAAUUCAACUUAAAUUAGGUCGCUAAUUCCAUUUCAUGCAAGUUUUGUCCAUGCGCAAAUCACAGAAGAAUCCAAAAACAAUUACCGUUGAAAAGUUAAAAGUACGGCGUAGUAGUGUGUAGGCGAUCCCAUUCGGUUAUGCCAAUACCACCGCAAAAAACGUUCACGAAAUGUGCGACGAGUAAAAUUGUAGAAAACCAAAUCAUCGACCAUAUCAAUAAUAAUACGAACAAGACCGACGAAAGCACAAAUGUUAACGAGGUGUUACGACAGCAUGGUGGUGCUUCCAAAGAAGAUGACCGAUCGCAAGCAGACCUCUCCGUGCAACGCGUAGGAUCGGGUGCAACUUUAGCGACUGAAACAAAGUCCUACAUAAAUGGACGACCGAAAACCAUAUUAGAAGAUCAUGGCAUAGUACUUGGUAAGGUGAUAGGUACCGGUAAUUAUGCAAAGGUAAAAAUUGGGUUUUCGGAGGAGUAUGGCAAACGUGUCGCCGUUAAAAUUAUAUCGAAAGUGAAAGCGCCAGCGGAGUAUACGACAAAAUUUCUACCACGUGAAAUUGAAGCCGUCAAGGGAUUGCAUCACGAGAACUUGAUAACGUUCUAUCAAAGUAUCGAGACUAGUCAUAGAGUUUAUUUAAUCAUGCAACUGGCAGAGAAUGGCACACUACUCGACUAUGUACGUGAAAAGAAGUUCCUUGAAGAGCCACAUAGUCGCAAUCUAUUCCAACAAUUGAUCAGCGCCGUAGAAUAUAUACAUUCGAAGAAUGUGGUGCAUCGCGACAUAAAAUGCGAGAACCUCCUACUAGAUGAAACAUAUACGCUAAAACUAAUCGACUUCGGUUUUGCGCGCAAAGAUACGCGUACCAGUGAUCAGCAAGUGAUACUCUCGAAAACCUUUUGCGGUAGCUAUGCCUAUGCGAGUCCUGAAAUCCUCAAAGGUAUUGCCUACGAUCCUUUCAUGUCCGAUGUCUGGGCAUGUGGUGUUGUCUGUUAUGCAAUGGUUUUCGGGAGACUACCCUACGAUGGCUCCAAUGUGCAUAUACUACUUAAACGCAUCAAUGCUGCACUUGCUUUUCCUAAGAAUCCGGUGGUCUCUUUUGAAUGUAAACAGCUAAUUGGCCACAUAUUGGCACCAUUAAAAGUGCGGUAUGCGAUACCGCAGAUUAAAGAGGAUUCCUGGUUUGGUAGAACCUAACGAAUAUGCUUACAAAUGAAAAAAAUUUCUUUAAAACAUUACACGGAAAUUAAACUACAAAUUCUAGUUUGCAAUGAAAUUGAUUGUUGAUUUCCUAAGGAAUGUAUUAACUAUGAAAGAAAAUAAACGUCGAAAGAGAUGGAAGAUAU